Molecule: messenger RNA, 2190 nt
Organism: Micropterus salmoides (largemouth bass)
Lineage: Eukaryota; Metazoa; Chordata; Actinopteri; Centrarchiformes; Centrarchidae
Product: T-cell ecto-ADP-ribosyltransferase 1-like
Exons: 3
Coding region: 189-1088 (299 amino acids)
Molecular function (GO): NAD+-protein-arginine ADP-ribosyltransferase activity; NAD+ poly-ADP-ribosyltransferase activity
Source: RefSeq, a predicted model, not a curated record
GCGAAUGUGUGAAGCAGUGUGGUUUAAGAUACUUCCCGUAGCUAUCUUCACAUAGAUGAGUCCUACACUUUUGACAAUGAUUAAUUGUUGAAAAGAUUUUUUAUGUUACAUGCAUACACACACUCAUUACCAAGAACACUCAUGUUUUGAAACUGCAAUCCACCUUAAAAACCUUGAGUCCUGAACACAUGCUGAGGGAUCUGAGGGAUUCACUUAUUGCGAAACAACUUCUUAUCCUCAAGACUGGGAUGAAGGGAAACAUGAUGGUCUUUGCUCCACUGUGUUUGCUCCUUUGCUGGAUGCUGCCUGUAGACUCCAUGACGAUCCGUUACAACUUAAUACUACAAGAUGUCAGCCAGGACAUGCCAUGGAGCAAGUCCACUCCGUUGAGCAUGGUUGAAGAUUCAGUUGAUGACAUGUACUUUGGCUGCAAUGAAGAAGCUGCACAAAAAGUCAAGAAGGCAUACUUUGAGAAAGAAAGGAACAUGGCACCAUUUGGAGAAGCCUGGAAGAAGGAAAAAAAUUGCAGCGAAGAGAACCUAAAAAAGAGAGAGAAAGAGGAUAAGGCUCUAACCAAAGAUCACAUGCAAGCAAUCUGUGUUUACACACGUGUACAAGGAGUGUACAAGGAGUUUAAUGUUGCAGUCCGGACACAAAGGAGCAAAUAUAAUAGCUCCUCAUUCCAAUUCCACUCUUUACAUUUCCUGCUGACAUCUGCCAUACAGAUCUUGAACAGAAAUUUCCACUGUCACACUACUUACAGAAGAACCAGAGAUAAGUUCUCUGGCAAAGUCAACCAAAUAAUUCGGUUUGGGUCCUUUACCUCCAGCUCUUACAGAACAGACUUAAAACAGUUCGGUUACAUUACCUGCUUUAAAAUUAAGACAUGUUUAGGUGCUUUUUUGAAAAACUAUUCAUCUAUUCCUGAAGAGAAAGAAGUGCUCAUCCCCCCCUAUGAGAUGUUCAAGAUAACUAAGACAAUUAAAGGUAAGAGUAAAAUUCAAGGUCUGGAUGACUGUAAAAUUGUCUAUGUAGUGGAAAGUGCAGGAUGUAAGAGCAAUCUGAACUGCAAGGCUGCGUACCCAUGAGGAUCCAGUGGUUUUUGUCCAACUGGUGGGGAAAGCCAAUCCGUCAUCUUUAAAUUUUCUAAUUCUCUUGUCAAAACUGAAUUAAUUAAAUGACAUUCUCUUCAAUCUAUAAUUUGCUCAGGUUUGUUUGAUCAUUGCUCAUGUUUUAUGCAGUCCUCCAGGAACAUAUUAUUAAUUACUGUGAACAAUGUAGUGAACAACAGUGUGGAUUUGUGCAUUUUAUAUUAAAUAAAUUUGAACUACUCAAAACUAUUCCCCUGUCCCUGAGAGAAGGAGGAGGGGUUGAGAUCAGCUUUCAACAGACGGCUGAAGAGACUCCAACAAAAGAAAGGGGGUGGAAAGGUUGUUUUCCCUAAGUGCUAUUCCUGGGCAGUUGAUCGUAAAACUGGCACCUUUGAUUCCACAGCCUGAUAACUCGGUGCCUGACUGUUAAACUGAAAAAAGGGACCUUAACCAGUAAUUAGCAUUUGCCUGAACAGCCUAUCAGAAUUCCCCUUAAAGGGGGGGCAGGAAACCCUAAACUGCCCCCCCACAUACAUGUAACCGUGGCAACUGACCUUGCUCUGUGUUUCAUUACCUCAUCAAAGGGAUACUCCGUCACGCCUAGUGUGACAAAAUCCAGGACACCAGGGGCAGCCCUGAAUUUAUGUAAACAAAGACUGCAGUCUCCAAAGACUCAAAGCAUUAACUGUUUAAUUAAAUAAUAAUAAGGAAGCGUUCAAAAAACAAAUUUGAACCUGAAAGUGAGCAUAAUAUGACCUUAAAGCAUUCGCUGUGAUGGAUUACAAAUGUGUAAUUUCUGCUCUUAGACGUUGUCUUUAAAUGGGUAAAACUCACAAAACCUCCAUUAUGAUACUUUAAGUCUAUCAAGAAUGAGUUUGUUUAAAACAAACACGUCAUUGCCAAAUUGAGCAUCUCAGUGUGAAUGGUUGAAGAUGCUGUUGAGGACAUCCUUAAUUGGCUGCAAUUAAACUGAUUGAGUCUAGUGCAAACAUAAACAGGAAGACACAUGUUAGGAAACAUUUUCAAAUGUCUGGAACAAGGCAGAAUAUUGUAAAAAAAAAUUAAAUAAACAAAAACAGAGAAAGAAUGAGAUAAAUAA